UAUUUUGAAAGUAUAUACCGGAAGUGGCUGUUUGGCACUCGUUUUGCUACAUGCUAAAACAUUUAGCAUGGAGUAGAGUGUAUUGUAAAUUUAUUACACAGUUUCCUGCUUGUCGUUUGACGGCCAGAGGUGUUUUCAAAAAGACAUUAUUUUCCAUACUGAAACUAGUUGCACCAUGAUGGAGCAUUUCCACCUGAACACACCACUACUAGAGAGCGCUGACAUGGCCAGACGGGUGGGAACCACCGUCUAUUUAAAGAUGGAGAAUUCACAGCCCUCUGGGUCGUUCAAAAUCCGUGGCAUUGGACACCUCUGCCAGCAGCUGGCCAGACAGUCCAUGGGAGUUGUCUGCGCUUCAGGUGGUAAUGCAGGUAUGGCUGCAGCCUAUGCAGCCAGAAAAAUUGGUGUUCCAGCCACCAUUGUAGUCCCCUCCUCAUCUCCUGAGCUGGUCUUUCAGAAACUCAAAGAUCAGGGUGCUACAGUCAAGAUUAUAGGCAAGGUUUGGGAUGAUGCCGAUGCAGAAGCUCUUAGACUGGCAGGAACUGAAGGACUCAUCUAUGUCCCACCAUUCGAUCACCCCUUGCUAUGGCAGGGCCAUGCCAGUAUGAUCUCAGAGGUUGCAGCCACUCUGGGGCCUAGUAGGAAGCCUGGUGCUGUGGUGGUGUCUGUGGGUGGAGGGGGGCUCCUCUGUGGGGUCAUACAGGGCCUGAAGGAUGUAGGCUGGAUGGACGUACCCGUUGUCGCCAUGGAGACCGUGGGGGCUGACUGUUUCAAUGCUGCUGUUAAGGCAGGGAGGAUGGUCACUUUGGAUGACAUCACCAGUGAGGCCAAAUGUCUCGGAGCAAAGACAAUCUGCAAGAAAGCAUUUGAGUACAGCCAGUGCAGCGAGUUGACAGUCAUCUCUGAACUGGUGACUGACCAGCAGGCUCUGCAUGCUGUGGAAACAUUCCUGGAUGAGGAGCGUGUGUUGGUGGAGAUGGCGUGUGGAGCAGCACUAGCAGCUGUCUACAGUGGUCUUAUAGGCCGUUUACAGGCUGAAGGUCGUCUGCCGACUCCCUUGGGCCCCCUUCUGGUGAUUGUGUGCGGUGGCAGCAGCAUUAACAUGGAGCAACUGACCAACCUCAAACACAAGCUACGGACCUGAGCUAUUGACCGCCAGCUUUCAGUUACAAGGCUUCCCCACAUGAUGGCGUCCCAGUUCAGAAAUACACUAACCACCUACAGUCACAUAAAGAAAACCUAAUGAACAAUAAGCUUUUCUCAGCUUCAGAUGUGUUGAUGUGAUCUAGUUAUAAAUGAAAUGUACUUCAGUGCAGGACUGACAGUCUUCAACUUUAGCUUUAAUCUUACAUUUCAUACUAGUUAGUUACUACUUAGACAGUAAAGCCAAAUAUUUGUGAACUUGAGUCUUCUCUUGGUCUUUUACUGCAUACAUUUGCAGACCUGGAUUUUCUUUUCAAUGCAGUAAUAUACUUUAAAUGGACCCAAUAGAUCAUUAAUACUGGAUUGUUACAUGUCAUUUUCACCUACACAUUAAAUUUAGCAGUCCAGCCAGUUAUGUGUAGGAAGCUAUUACUAUGGAAACAGCUCCUUACUGUUCAGUCUGCGUCAGUGGAGCGAGCUCAGUUUCCCAAACUGUUGAUGGUCUUUUCUCUGUAACUCUCAGACAGUUGUAUAAAAUGUUGCUCACAAAGAAUAUAUGAAAUAAAUGGACUUUGUGCUAACACUGUGCUCUAUACUGCGACUUUGUCUAGUCAAAAGCAAACUGGAAUAAAAAUGGCUGUAGUCUGGUGUAGGUGAAAAUGACACUGGUUUGUCAUGGUGAUGACAUGUUGCAUUGCAGGCUUUGAUGUCUUUUCAGUGUCUUGUUCAAGUGCCAUACUACAGUAUGUAACUUACAUAUUUGGUAAAAGAUGAUUUAUG
Monopterus albus (swamp eel) is the source of this 1923-nucleotide messenger RNA. It is a transcript of the gene sdsl, whose product is annotated as serine dehydratase-like. The transcript has 10 exons. NCBI's taxonomy places the organism in Eukaryota, Metazoa, Chordata, Actinopteri, Synbranchiformes, Synbranchidae. Gene Ontology annotation, biological process: L-serine catabolic process; L-threonine catabolic process. Gene Ontology annotation, molecular function: threonine deaminase activity; pyridoxal phosphate binding; L-serine ammonia-lyase activity. The coding region runs from base 176 to 1144 and encodes 322 amino acids. The record is from RefSeq and is a predicted model, not a curated record.